AUGGAAGGAGGAUCUAGUAGUGCGGCGAUGGAGGUGGAAAAGUCUGAGAGUGCUGCGGUGCGUCCACAGAAUGAAGCAACAGGCCAGGAUGAGGAGAUGAAAGGGGGAGAGGGUGAAAGCACUGCAAUCGAUUCCAAGGCGGAAGAUCAGGGAGAACCGAAGGAGUUGACAGAAGCGGCUGAAGGUGAAGACCAGGGUGGUGCAAGCAAGGCUGACGAAGGAACCGGUCUGAAAUUGAUGGCGCAAUACAAGGUUGCGUGCUUGAACUGUGGAGUUCAACUUUACAUUGAGCUGCCGCCGAAUUGUGCGAGCUUUCAAUGCUGCCAGUGUCAUGCUGUCCACAAAAUCCUUCAGCCGGAUCCCUCGUUGGCAGCAGGCGACAGUAAGAAAAGGAAGCGGAAAGAGAAGCGAGACAAGAAAGAAGGUGAACAGUGCUACCCCUCCUCUCUCUGCAUAGCAUCGAGAUGCUUUUCUUCCUCUGACUUUCUCACGUUCAAAGACAAGGAGCCCCGUGAGCUGUCAGGAUACAACAAGUUCAUGAGGACCCAGCUCAACAUCCUCAAGGAGACGAACCCAGAGUUAGGCCACAAGGAGAUGUUCAAGCUUGCGACAGAGAAGUGGGCGACCAGUCCUGACAACCCCAAGAAUGCUGCGCCGCAGGGACAGGAGGAAGGCAAGAAGCCCUUGGAAGGCUCGGAAGGCCUGGUGAAAGACGACGAAAAUGAUGAGGACAAAGAUGAGAAGGAGGAGGAGGACGACGACGACGAAGGGGCAAGCGAGUCUCAAGGAGCCCAAGCGGAAGCGACGGAAGGAGACAAGGAAGCGCUGAAGCCUGUGCAGGUCCUCACGUCGGCUUCAGUAGUGCUGCGCUCGCUCCUGGCGGACAGGAUUGAGGCAGGCAGAGGGGGCAGGGAAAAGGAGACGAGGCUGCGAGGAGAGAGGCGGAGAAGAUAA
Molecule: messenger RNA, 954 nt
Organism: Guillardia theta CCMP2712
Lineage: Eukaryota; Cryptophyceae; Pyrenomonadales; Geminigeraceae
Exons: 3
Coding region: 1-954 (317 amino acids)
Biological process (GO): multicellular organism development
Source: RefSeq, a predicted model, not a curated record